Molecule: messenger RNA, 1098 nt
Organism: Hydra vulgaris (swiftwater hydra)
Lineage: Eukaryota; Metazoa; Cnidaria; Hydrozoa; Anthoathecata; Hydridae
Source: RefSeq, a predicted model, not a curated record
AUGGUACGUAAUUAUAAACCAAAGCGACAAAAAAAUUAUAAUGCAGAAAUUUUUCAGGCUGCUUUGCAAACCAUUAUAGAUGGAGAAACUAUAUCAACUGCAGCAAAACAAUUUAAUAUUCCACGUACAACGUUGAUUGAUAAAUUACGGGGAAAACAUCAAACACAUUCUAUAGGUGGUAAAACAAUUUUCUUUAAAAAUCAAGAAGAAACUCUUGUUCAAAGGCUGCUUUAUAUGGCUGAUAGAGGGCAUACUCAGUUGACACUAAGAAUUCCUGAAGGGCUUUCUCGAGCAAGAGCAGAAGCAUUUAAUGAGAAUCGCGUUCAGACAUUUUUUAACGAUUUACAACCUUUUUAUGAACAGCUUGACAUAAAAAAUUAUCCAAAUUUGAUUUAUAACUGUGAUGAAACUGGCCUUUCAUCUGUGCCAAAUGUCUCUGUUAAGGUAAUAGCAUUAAAGGGUUCUCAUGAGGUACAAAAGUUAACUAUUGGUGAACGUGGCACACUAACAACAUACCUGGCCACUGUUAAUGCAGCAGGAAACAGCUUACCAUCAUUUUUCAUAUUUAAGGGAACAAAGAUUCCAGAUGCAUCUAAAUUUCCUUUGGGUACAAAAGUGCAUUGUAGUCAAAGUGGAUAUAUUGAUCAAGAGAUUUUUAUUGCUUAUUUACAUCAUUUUAAUGAGUUUUGUACAAAAGUGAAUGGGAAAAAAGUAUUGUUAUUUUUGGAUGGCCACAAAAGUCAUGUGACUAUUGAAGCGAUUGAAUUAGCAAUAAAGAUGGAUAUUGAAAUAAUAUGCAUUCCACCUCAUAGUACACAUCGCCUUCAACCACUUGACACACAUGUUAAUAAAGUAGUUAAACAUAUGUGGUCUGAAGCCUUGUCUAAUUACUUAGCUGAAAAUGAUGAUAUUUCUUUGCCUCGUUGCAACUUUCACAUUAUUUUUAACAAAAUAUGGCCAAAUAUACUUACAAAAAGAGGAUUGAUUGUUAAUGCGUUUUACCAUUGUGGUUUGCAUCCCCUAAGAAACCCACUAAAAGAUUUCGAAUAUAAAAAAGCAGAGGUUUUUAAUAAAGCAACAAUUCACCAGGGAGACUAA